This is a messenger RNA of Oryzias latipes (Japanese medaka), 6561 nucleotides long. RefSeq names its product protein FAM13C. NCBI's taxonomy places the organism in Eukaryota, Metazoa, Chordata, Actinopteri, Beloniformes, Adrianichthyidae. The record is from RefSeq and is a predicted model, not a curated record.
AUGUGGAGGUUUUUCUGGAGAACUGAAUUCGUCUGACUGCACUGCUCCAGAUGUGAGGUUACAUGGAGGGAGGAUCAUGAUGUGGGGUUGUUUGUGGGGUGGAUUCUCCCUGACCUCCGGGUCUUUGGGAUGAUUGAGAAGAAAGACCCCCCCCAUCCCCCAUCAGGAUCUCAGCUCACCAAUGGGCUUCAAACAUCUCCAUGAACAGAACCGUGGAAAGUUCAUGGAUGUGAACAAAAAGCUGCAUUUGGUUUGAGCCAUAACGACUACUUUCAUCAGCAGCUUUUACUGUAUUAGACCAGGGGUAUUUGCUGGGGAUGGGAGGGGAAGGGGGGGGCAAAUGGCAGCCAAUGUGAAAAGAAUCAACAAAAUAAGAGCAGAAAGUCUUCUGUUGGUUUUUAUGAAUGCAGCUUUUCUUCAAGAAUGAAAGCAUCUUUGAGUACCCCUCCUCCUCUUCCUCCUCCUCCUCCUCUUCUUCCUCCUCCGCUUUUAUGAAUGAGACAGAAACGCACACAGUGAUGUCAGCAGGAAGGACCUCCUCCUCUGAUGCGGGAAAAUCCUCACGAUCAGAGAAACGCUCCCCACAGGUCUGUCGGCCGCCCCGCUCAUCCUGCUGGAGACAAACAUCCCCCAUCAUCCUCCUGCCUCCUCUCCCUCCCCAGACCGAGGAUGAGUAAUCCAAGCAGGGAAGGAGGGGGGGCGAGGGAGGUGUAGGCACGCUGGUAGAGACGGUGAGAGAAGGAGGAGACCAUUGCAUCAUCAUCAUCAUCAGCGAACGUGCAAAAGCAGAGGGUGAAAAUUCAAAACACUCCCAGCUGCAGAGCUCAGGCUGACUGGAACAGACUAAUUCCUGGACGGAUGCUGCACAAGGAGACGGGGAGUCAGCUGAAGACAUGAAUCUGUUCCUUUUUGGAUCAGGCUAAAGACCGGAGCUUGAAACUGACAGAAAGACUGGGGACUCUUUCCUCCAGUGACCCUGACUAAUCUCUGGAAACGCUAACUGACAAGACUUCUCCUUCAGGAUCAGAUCAGACUAAUUCAUGGAGGAAAGGCUGACAGGAUCAUCGUUUGAAUGGGUGGAGGUGGCUUCUCUCCGGCCGUGACUGUCUUCUGAUGCCUCUGAGAGUGGGUCCUGGAUAAUAUCUGGAGUCAGUGUUCUAUAACAGCAUCCCACUGCCCUCCAUCUCCCUGUGCUGGGACUCCCCCGUGGUACCUGGAUAAUCUCCGGAUCAGUGUGUCUGGCAUGUUCUGCUUCUGCCUGCAGAGUUCACUGCUAAAGCUCCAGGCUCUGGAGGUGGAGGGGGGGUCCUCACUAGGACCGUCCCCGGAGGAGAGCCCCCCUGCUCUGGGCAGCAAGGAGCAGAAGAGCCUCUGCGCCCCGGCAGAGCUGGUGGGGAGGGAGGUGAGGACGAAAGCUGUCUGCCACAGCAUCCCUGCAGAUGAAAACAACCCCCCAGAGCUGCUGACCGUCCUCUCCAGACCUCCGCAGUCCCCCCGGCAUCAGCCCCUGACCCCCAUCCACCCCGGCCAGCAGCCCCUGACCCCUGAUGGAGUUCUGCCCCCCAGCCCUCACCUCUCCCCACAAAGGAGCAACCCCGGAGGCGACUGGGGAGGGGGGGACGUUUCCGAGGAUGGAGGAGGAGCCCUCCUCCAGCUGCUGUCAGGACUCUCCAGCCCCCUGCCCUCCCCCCGCUGCUCCAGCCACAGCCUGAGGUUCAACUCCGACCCAGACGCAGCUCCGUCCCCCCCCUGUAGCCAGCAGUACAUCCAGUGUCGGGGUCGAGCGGACAGGACUGAAGGAGAGGAGGAGUGCCCCGCCUCCAUCCCCUUCCUCACCAAACAUAUCCAGAGCCUGAAGAGGAGGGUUCGCAGGUUCGAGGAUCAGUUUGAGCAAGAGAUGAACUACAAGCCGUCCUACAACGACAAAUACUCCAACCCGGAGAUGGUCAGAGUGAUGAGUGAACUGGCAAAGUCCCGUAAGCAGCUGAAAGAGCUGAGACUCAGGCAGUCGGUGUUCGAGCCAUCUGAGGAGGAAACAGCCGACGGCGGCAGGUUCGGCCAGCGAGGCGCGGCAGAACACCCUCCCACUCUGGAGGAAACGGUGGAGUCUCUGUUCAGACGGCUGAAAGAGAAGAGGCAGUCUCUGGGUCUGCCCGACAACAUGAAGGAGAUGACGCAGGCUCAGAUGGUGCUGGAGAAGAUCACGCUGCAGAAGUGUCUGCUGUACUUUGAGAGUCUGCAUGGUCGACCGGGAACCAAACGGGAGAAAAACCUGGUGAAGCCUCUGUACGACCGCUACCAGAUGAUCAAACGCUUGCUGUGUGUCAGCCCCAUUUUCAGCACCAUCGAGGAAGAGGACGGUUCUGACGAAGACUCCACAAGCUCCCCCCUGGGGGAUGAGCUUCCUGUCCCACCCCCCAGCAAAGUGUCUCGGUCGGCAGCCGGUGAAGAGGACAGCGAUCGAGACAGCGACCCGGCCUUCGUGUCUCCAAUCGAUGAAGUAAAAGCUGUACGGAGACAAGCUGCUGUUACUACAGCGAAGCUGCACGAAGCGUCCAGGUCUCAGCUGCUGGAGUGUCUGCGGGAGACCCGAGCAGAGAAGAAGUCCAGGCGCAAAGUUCUCAAGGAGUUUGAGGACGAGUUCUUCCGUCAGACCGGACGGAUCUGCCAGAAGGAGGACCGAAGUCCAAUGAAGGAGGAGUACCAUGAAUACAAGCAGCUGAAAGCAAAACUGCGCUUGCUGGAGGUCCUGCUCAGCAAACAGGAGACCCUGUGAGGAAACAGGACUUCCUUCCACAUCGUCUGAACAGUGAGCCCAUCAUCCUCCUGCUGUUCUUCUACCAUCAUCCUCUCACCAUGAACUAGUUUUCUGCCUUCCUUGAUAAAGACUUUGAAUGUGUCUGAGUCCAACUGAGAGCACUUUAAUCCGCCAGCGAGAAAAACAAAGGCCUCCAAUACGAGACCCGUUCUUCCUGCAAACCAUGAACCUCCCAGAGACGUUCACUUCAAACUUUAUCCAGAUUAUUGUUUAGGGGAACGAUAUGAGAUUAAUGAGAAGAAAAAAACAAAGGAGUAAACAACUCAAAGACCAAUGCUAACGGUCAGAUUCUGGAAGAGUUUUGAGGAUUCUGGCAGAAUCUGGCAGAAAAAAGAACAAAACCAUUUGAACUUUUUAAAAAACCACAUCUGACAUAAAAUGAAAGAUUGUGCCAUUUUUUUUAACAGAAACUGAUAGAAUAUUGUCCUGAUUUAACGUGCAUGCCUCUUAUUUCUAUGAAUCAAUUCUGAUUUUCUAAAGUGCUCUUGAACAAUAGUUCUGCAAAAACUUUCUUUUCCGACUUUAGCUCUCUUUCCUAACAAUUUAUUUCUGUUUUUGUACAAUAACCAUAGAAAUGUCCUUAGAGAUCUUUUGUUUCAAACAAAUCUGAACGACAAAAGUCAAAGGAGACAUUUGGUAAGUUUGUGCACCAAGCAGGGGAUUUCUGAGGUGACUGCUUCUUCAAAUUGUAGAAUAAUCUCCAGGUUUCUUUAUAUUUACUCAACCAUUUUCCUCAAUCCACAUUUUAUCUGAUAUUUUUGAGCUGUAACUGUCCUGCAUUUAUAGGGAAAGGCUUCAGGUCCACCAGAAUUUGUCUUUAAAGUCACAUCAUCUGAUGAAUUGUGUCUCUUUAAGGUCUAAUUUGACAUUUGUGCCUUCGUUGACUGAAGCAGCUUGGGGUUAAAGUCAAACUUUUACACCAGUUCUGAAGCUGAAACAGUAACAUUUCCAGUGUAAGAUUUUCUUUUUGUUAUAAAUGCUGCUUCCUGCAAAAAAAACCUCCAGACUUUUUUCUGUUGGGUUUGUAGGUAGGCUGGAAAGAAAUCCGCUCUAAAAUCAAAACAUUUCCUUCUCAGUUUUUCAUAAUGGUGGGGAAGUCUCAUUCAUAGAACUGAAUUAGUGUCCAUAAAUAUUGGAAAAUAAAUGUAAUAACAGUUAGCCAUGUGAGUGUUAGGGCCACCAUGAAACUAAAUAAAUGAAUGACAAUAAGCUCAACAAUUUACAAGAAUAAAGUUGUUUAAUUAUGAGGGAAAAAAUGUUUACAUUUUAUGAGACUAAAUUUAUCAUUUCAUUAGUUAUUAAUUGAAUAUUUAUGAGAUUAAAGUCAUGAUAAGAAAAACUGUCACAUAAAUUUGGGGGGAAUCAUGUCUUUUCUGGAGGAAAAAGACAAAGUUGUAGUUGGACGGCUGCAGGGAUAUCGUUGGUUUCAUCAACGAUUAAUUCAGAGGGUUUAGUGGUUUCUCAGGAGACGCUGAGUCUGGUGAUUAAGUUUCUUGACCCACAAAGAGCGGUUUACCGACAGCAAAUCGUUUUCUGCAUUAUACUUGCAGAGGUCCAAAUGCAUCAUGGGACAUGGAUACCUAUGAUAAACUGAAACCUUAUGGUGUCGCCAGAAAUGGAUUGAUGGAUUUAGUUGACACCUAAUGUGGAUAGAAGCUUACUUUACCAAGUUUAUUAUUAAAACAGCAUAAGAUUUUUUCUUGUAGAACUCUUUUCUCAUAAAAUUACAACUUUUUCAGUUUUACUGCUGCAAUUUAAUAAGAUUGUGACUUCUUUCUCAUUGUUCUAUAAAUUGAUUCUUGUAAAUUUACAACUUUUUCUUAUAGUUUUACAAUUUAAAUCUCACAAAAUUACACCUUUAUUCUCAAGAGCUUACUAUUUUUUAUUCAUAAACUUUUGACUUUUUGUUCGUAAUGUUCUUUUCAUCUUUAUUCUAAUAAAAUUACAGCUAUUUUCUCAAAAUUUUACAACUCUUUUCUCAUAAACCUUUGACUUUUUUCUCGUGAUUUUAGGAUUUUAUGUUCGUCGUAUGAGUCUUUGAUUGCUCACUGUUUGACAGAGACAAAAAUAAUUGUAAAUUUUACAUACUUUUCUCUUGAAUUUAAAGUAAGCUCUACAUCUCUCACACCUAAACACAAUAUUGGUCCCUUAUUUGUGUUUUUGUUGCUAUUGUUCUUAGUAAGCAGGAUUUUGCCCAAAAUAUUUAUUUCUGUAAUCUCAUAAAUUUUCAAUUUAGAGUUUAUGAAAGUAUUUCAUUCUCAUAAAAUAUAGCUUCUUCUCAUAACUUUAUAACGUAAUUCUCGUAAUCUUUUCACUUUAUUUAACUUUUUUUUUGUGGUGGCCCUAAGACUUCAUCGUGUGACGGCUAAAAGUAAAGCAAACACAAAAAUAAUUUUAAAAGCAAUUUUAUCUUAAAAUCAAAGUAAAUCUGUGUUAGAGGUUGUUUUCUUUUUGCAAAGACUCCUUGGAAAAAUGGGGUAAAUUUAAUACACAAGUUAAAGAAGUUGUCUAAUAUUGGAUGCAACAUUUUUAUUUCUAAAAUGCCGUUGGUGAAUGGAUAUUAUUGCAAAACCAGCCACCUUGUUGUUACCCUUUGAACUGAUUGGUUCAGUCGGGGCGUAGAAGUGUUUCCCCCCAAGAGGAAACUAAAAACCAAUUUAAGAAAAAUUCAAAAAUUUAUAAAAAUAACAUUCCAAAAUUGUCCAAAGCUGUCACAGUCCAAAGAAAAACACGUCAUAGAAUCAGAAUUAUGUGAAAAGACUAAUAUGUGACAUACAUGUAUGCAAUACCAAUUCUGUGCAUUUCUAAGUCUUGACCUGGUUGCCACCCAGUGAGAGAAAAUGUUUAAAAGCUGCCAAAAAUUGUGUUUUUGAGAUAAUCAGCGAUGGGGUCAUGGAAGAGUCAGAUUAUUUAACCCAUCUGUUAAAAAAUUCUGUCACAUCUUGCUCGAACUGCUGCUGUUGGAUUUUGUGAGCUUUAUUUUGAAGAGAUGGGCCAGGAAGUUGAAGCAGAGGGCAGGACAUGAGGUAAAUGGUAACAGACCAGGUUUCAAAUCUUGUGCCCAAAUAUGUAAUUUAUGAAUGUGACUGGAGAAAGGUCUGCCUGCAGUUAUGUAAGAGCACUUUAGGCCUAAAAACGAAUCCAAAGUGUUGCACCAUGUGUACUGAUAAGGAGAUGAGAGCAAGGAGUUUGUGGAAACACAAUCAGACUGAACUGAGUAAGUCCUGUCCAGCAAAUGUGUCUGUUAUGGGAAAGGAUUUUUAAAUGCUGCUGGGUUUAAUGAAAGAUCAUCUCAUGGCAGUUGCUUUUACGGUGCAGCAUGUUAUGAGUAAAACCUGUUUUCUUUGUGGUAAAGCUGAGAAAAAAAGAGUAGAUUAACAAACCCAACCACCAUCUGUGUGUUUGUGGAACCACGUGUAAAAAUAGACAAAACCUGAAAAGGUUCCCCAGCAACGCGAAGCAUGUGUCAGAUUUCUAGGACCAGGAAACCACCUCAUCGUGUCUGAAGAAAGUUUUAUAUUCUCCUGUAUUCCUGACAUCUGUUUUGUGUCAAGUGAAGUCCCGUUGAGGUUGGGCUCUCUGUCGGAUUCAUGUUCCAGAGCGCUGAAGGCCGAGUGCAUGUCUGUGUUGAUGUGGUGCUGUUGUUCCUGCCACCGUGACGAUGACUUCCCUGUGAUGUGCAAUCCUGGUUAAACUGAAAUUUCUAUACGAAGUUACAAUAAAUAUUUUUGCUAUCAAAACUU